AUGGACGGUGGACAUGUGGACAGUGGACAGUGGACUAAAGCCGGACGGAACACAGCAUCCAUAGAGAGCGCACCAGGGCCGCUGUUUGAGCAGCGGUUGCGAAGCCUGUUCCACGAGAACAAUGGCAAAGACCGGGAUUCGCCGGAACGGGAUGCCCCCGAGCACCUCGAGAACGAGGACCCGAGAGAUCUCCCCUUCACCCCUGAAUGGACCUCGACGAACGAGUUGAUCAAGGGCAUCCCCCACCAGGCCUUCCCCAAGGAGGCCGAGUCGAACCGGCUGCUGAACCUCUUCAACUCGUACAUGGGCGUCACGCAGCACUUCCUCGAUCAGCGGACCUUUACGGACAACAUGACGUUGCUAUUCCAGAGCCAGGCCUCGCGCGCCCGCCAGAUGGACACCCCGUGGUUCACGCUGUACUUGCUGGUCAUGGCGAUGGGCAAGCUGAUGGAAGAAGAUCCGCGCGAGGUGCGGGGUCCCCCGGGGGCCUUCUGGUUCGCCGAGGCGAUGAGGAGGCUCCCGCCACUGCACAGCAUCAGCGAGUAUGGCAUCGUUGGCCUGGAGAUCCUCUGCCUGGCGACCACAUAUCUGCAGUGGAACGACAGGAAGAACGAUUCCUAUUUCUUCGUGGGAACAACCGUGCGGCUUGCUCUGACUCUGGGCUGCAACUUGCCCUUCUCAGAGCAAAAGUGCCUCCCCUCAGAAAGAGCACAUCGGAUGCGGGUGUGGUGGACCGUGUACAUGCUCGACCAACGAAUAUCCGCGGGACUUGGGCGUCCGGCUUCGGUCGACGACCGCCACCUUUCCUUCGAUCUCCCCGGACCAUCGCCGGGCUUCGACUCGCCAGAGCCGCUGAACGUUAAUGUGCAAAUUGCCCGAACAACGGGCGAGAUCAUGUCGUCAUUAUAUAGUAGAGGUGCUUUGUCGCAGGCCGAUCUGGUCAGGAAGAUGCGGAAUCUUCUGCAAUCGCUCCAUGAUACCGGCCGAUCUAUCCCGGCAAACCUUGCCAUUGAUUUCAGUAACAAGCAGUUCGAGGUCACCAGAGCGGGCGCAUCACUCUAUCUGAGGCUGUUCCAGGCAAUCAUUCUUUGCAUCAGGCCCAUUUUGCUCCAAAAGGUCAAAGACAAGGUCCAGAAGACGGAAAAACAAGGGUCGGUGUCGUCUGCCAUCUCUCAGCUCUGCCUGCUCUGCAACGAAUCGGCGUUGAGGAUCAUUCGGAUCCUCAUGGCCAUGCAGAGGCAAGAGGAAAUCGCGCCUUUCGCCUUCUUCGACCUAGACGCGGCUUUCGCGGCCGCCUUCGUCCUGAUCAUGCGCGGCUUCGCGCACAAGAACGACAGCCAGAAGCCGCCGCCGCAGGAGCUGUUCCAGGCCAUCGAGUUCAUGGAGUACCUUUCCCAGGCUGGCAACAACGCGGCGGCGCAGCGGCUCAAGGACGUCCGGCAGUUCUCGGCCCACGUGUGGGUCAACGUGGUGGCGUUCGACAAGGACCACGACGUGCAGAUGGGAGAAUCCGGGGAAGAAGCCGGCGGGGUGCCCCAUGCGGGGAACACCCCCGGGUCCGUGUUGCCGGGGCAGUCGGACCAGCAGCCAUCGGCGUCCCAGAUGCCCCUGACGACGCCGACGCCGAGCUCCUCGGUCCCGUCGUGGGAGGGCGAGAUGUUUGGGGGCCCCGACGCAGAUACCUACGGCGCGGAUACGCUGUUCGGCUUGAACCUGGAUGAGAACCUCGAGCAGGCGUUUGGGCUGGAGGCCGCCGAGGGCAUCUACAACAGUUUCAACGAUCCCACGCUCCCCCUCACCGGAGUCGAUCAGCUGGACUGGGCCGAAUUGGAGAAGAUGAUGGCCCCGGGAGGUUACGGGUCAUAG
This is a messenger RNA of Colletotrichum higginsianum IMI 349063, 1866 nucleotides long. RefSeq names its product Fungal specific transcription factor. Gene Ontology annotation, biological process: DNA-templated transcription. NCBI's taxonomy places the organism in Eukaryota, Fungi, Ascomycota, Sordariomycetes, Glomerellales, Glomerellaceae. Gene Ontology annotation, molecular function: DNA binding; zinc ion binding. The record is from RefSeq and is a predicted model, not a curated record. The transcript has 6 exons. Bases 1 to 1866 code for a protein of 621 amino acids.